GAAUCAGUUUGUUAUGGAUUUCUGUGGAGAACUACAAAGAUUUCCAGGAAAGAGCAGAGAGUUAUGAUAGAGAAAACAGAAGAUACUACCACUUCAUGACAUUGAGAGCUGAUGAGGUAAGGAGCUGAUAUCUUAACCUUUUCCCAAGUAGAGACAAUAACAGCACUGCUGUGAUGUGUGCUGGUAAAUUCUUUGGUCAUUUUAAGGCUUUUCAAACCCAGAAUUGAUCAGUAGAUCACUAUACCAAACAGCAAUGACAUCUAAAUAAAAAUGAGCAGGAUUUUCAAGAAGGGCUUGUGGUCUGUUAAGCUAGUAGGCUACUUCACUGAGUGAAAUGACAAUGAUUGGUUUCACUGAAAUAACCUGAUUAUUACUUCUAAGUGCACAAAAUACAUUCUCUGAGACCCAAGUUUUAGCAUUUUUAUGGAGGGAGGGGUGGGAGGAGGGUUGGUGUGCCCCUAGACCCCUUCAAGUGGUUGUGCACUUGUCAGGGGGUAUCUCUUCUCUCCUUAGUCCCUCCUCCUUGUGGCCUUCUGUGAUUUGUAUCUAAAACCCUGCUUAAUUGUUACUCAAUUGUCAACUAUGUGGAUGAAGAACAUAUUUAAAUGGGUUGUACUCCAGUCAGGUUAAUGGUAUGAUCUCCAGCCUGUUAUCAUGUUCAAAUUCUUUAUCAACUGAGCUUCAAGGAACUCCAUAGCCAGCCAAGUUGUUUACUAGAUUCAUAUGUGACUUACAUCUAGCAUUGAGCCUGAGUAAGCAUUGUUGAAAUCAUCUGUCGUAGGAAAUUAAAUUUUGAUAUACAUUUAUUCCUUGAAUCAGAGCCCAAGCUCUGAUAAACACCCUCUCCCAAAUAAGAGUCCAUCCCUCAGGCCUUAAGUGCCCAUCUCAAAAGAAGCAGCUCCCCCCUCCUUCCUCACCUUCCUAAAUAAUAGGGACACAAGGAAAACCUGUUUCUAUUGCCUCAACCAAAGGGCAAUCAGUACAGGAGAGUAAUAAGCACUCCCCUUAAUUCCGUGCCCUCCUUCCAAUAAGCACCCAUCUUUUUAGCUGAAAUAUUAAAUAUUAAAUGUAAUAUAGUACAUGUAGGUAGACAAAUCAUUAUAGUAUACGGUUUUGUUACUUAAUGAGUUAUAGCUUUGUUAGACAAGGCUAUCCAGCAGGGUUCAGUUGUAAAAUGCUAUCCAAUUUACUGUGCCAUCCACGGGAUAAAGACUUCUUCAGUGGAUAGUGUUAUGCACUCUCCCAACAACCAUGGCCUGUUCUUUAGCUUGUCCCUGGUGAGAUUGCUCAUUUGCAUGUAUGUUUUCUGUGGUAGGAUACAUAGUUUUAUUAGUAAAUAUCCACUUGGAAGUGAAGGGGAAUUCCCUUUGACUCAAAAAUGUGUCACAACUUUUCUCAAAUUUGAGUUAGUUUUGGUAAACAUCGUCUAACACAAUGAUUGAUGAAAUUCAAUAUUAUUUCACCUACCAGACUGCAAGUUGAUGUCUAUGAUAUGAAUUUGCAACUGAACUUUGAGGCACUUUUUUUGUUUCACAAAGCUGUUAUUGCAAUCAAUUUUUUCACCAAAAGACAUUAUUCUCUAAUUUUGUUUUAAGUUGGAAGAUGAGGUUGAGAAACUUCUAGGUGAUCACAGAGGGUUGGUACACAGUGACCAGGCAUUGAGGCUGUCCAGAUUGAUGGUGCAGGCAGAGUCUAUGGAACAGAGGAUAAUGCUUCUGAAAAUCCUUCAGGUAUUUGAUAACCAGUUCCAUGUGUGUCUUGGACAAUCCCUCUCAAAGAAGGCUGGCAGAAUUAAAUCUUGCUGAAAACAAGUGCUUUUAUUCAAAUAAAAAACUUGAUAUAGAGUAGCAUGUGUCAAUUUUUAUUCUUUGUGUGAUGAGUAGCACAAUCACCAUGCCCAUAGGGGGUUGACUGCAAACUUUCAAUGAUUUCUUCUAUUUUACAUUUUCAUUGAAGCCAAAUCUUUGCUUACAGGUAAAGUUGUUCUUAUUGAUUAUAGUAAAAGCAAAAAAUCAGAAAACCACAUUGCUGUCUUUGAGAAAAUACCCGUGAAAGAUGAAAAAUCGAGCCAAUUUUGGUUGUAACGCGUAACACAAUCUCAGUGGUAAAAUUUUUUAAAUACAUUUUUCACUGAAAGAAAGCUCGUUUGAGCAAACAAAUUACACCUAAUGAUAACACACAAUAAACACUACAUUUGAGCAAAACUUUGACAUUUCAAGUUUAUUAAAACGCAUAGAAAAGAUUUAUCAUUCUUAAGUAUCCUUUGUGUAACGCUGGGUUUCAGAAUUUGGAAGUACACCAAGUUGUUGUCCGCAGAAUGACUGAACUGGAAUCCUGUGGGAACAAAAACACAUUAACCAAAUGCUCAUACUUAGUGUUCUAAAAUAGCGAAAAAUCAGUCUAAAGGAUUGACUAUAAACGGAGAAAUAUCAGUGUAAAACAGUCGCUACGGUUUUGUAGAACCUGAUUACGCAAUAAUAUUUUUGAUCAACUUACCUGCUCCUUCGCUACUAUACUUCAAACACGGCAAAGUCGGGUUUCGAAAUCGAUUACACUUCAAUGCUCAUAAGUUUCUCUUGUUAUUUCUAAGUUUUCGAGUCCAUAUCUUUAGAAACGGCCAAAAUAUUCACUUUUGACCGAGUCGCUACGCUUUUUACCAUGUUGACGCCAUAUUGAGAACGGAGUCUCGCCACAAAUGCCACCAAAAGCGGGAGUCUUCAAGCUCAACAAUUUUUCUGAGAUUUAGCCAUCCGUAAAUAUCGCUUCAAGUGCGCUUGACAAGAGGUAUGGUUAACAAAAAGGAAGAAAAGCUUGCGAGGAUCAAAGAGUGGAGGAGGAAAAAGCAGGAAAAGAAUAGGCUAAGGAAUCUAAAAUAUAAUGAAAAGAAUCGCAAAAAGAGAGCUGAAUUUCCAAUAGAAAAAUGGUGAUGUGAUCUUCAAGUUGUAAAAAGAGGCAGAAAGUCAGUUUUUAGAGUGCCAGUUGAUCUCACUAGGGAGAUACUAGCCUCCAUGUAAUACAAAAUGUUAUUAUUUCUACUUUUUACUGUGUCAGUGAACUCGAAAUUGAUUAUUUGUGAAAAAGACCACACCCACAAGGGAUUAUGGGUAAAUACAAAUUUGAAUCAAAUGUGACAAAAAUAAAAUAGUUUGAAAUAAAUCAGUUGUAAUAGUAAAUGUGAAUUUAAAACAGACCUAAAGAAGUGAUUUUGUCCCAAACUAACAAUUUUCACAUUUUCCAUACAUGUUACGGAAGUGGGUAUGGUGAUUGUGCUACUCAUCUGUAUGGACUCACUCAAAAUAUUCAUGUAUGGAUUAAAUAAAAGUUUGUAUAAACAGGCCAAGUUAGGAAAUCUCCCAAUUCAAACUCUGCUGCUAGAACAGAAGAUCCCAACAAUGACCAUGGGGUGGAAGGAGGGGGAAGAAUGAGGAUGGUUGUUGGUUUGAAAGGGGAGUCCUUCUCCUUCAUAUACUGCUGUUUUGAGAAAAGUUGUUGGAAAAAGCAUUUAAGAGUACAAGACAAGCACAAAAAGUAUUGUGGGUAGUUUCCAGGUCACUGUCGCUAGACCUCAGGACUUUACAGUAGCAAAUCUGAGAAAGCAUCCCUGUAAGGAAGAGGCAUGGUGGGUUUGAUGAAUUUAUUUUUUUUUUUUACUUAUUAAAAUUCAUUGAUCACCGAACCCCAGAUGACCAACAAGUUUGUUUGUGUAAUUUUUUCCUUUUUCCAACAACCCUUCUUGAAAACAGCUAUAUACAGAUGAAGAGUUACAGUCAUAACAUUCUGUAGCAUAUAAAUGUGGUUUUUUAAUUGCUUAAAAUGUGCUCUUUGUCUACAAGUUUGUUUGAUUGUUUUUUGUGAUGUUUUUAUAGCACACCACAGACCAGUCAUGUUUAAAAGGGUUCCUCAGGUAUCAGGGGCUUUCUCUACUUUGGAGCUGGAUGGUGGACGGUGGAGGAAAGAAAAUGAAACUUCAGUUAGAGGUGAUGGUCAAUGUGUACUUUCUCCUAGCAGAGUUAUAUAGUAGCUCAGGAGAAUUACAGGAAUGAUCAUUCCGGAAAAUGUUCAACAAGAAAGUAAAUUUGCUACACCAGUGUAGCAAGAGUUGUAUGCACGUCAAGGAUUUGUUAGUGUUUUUUUGUUUAGAGCCAUCAGUUUAUCAGUUUACACUGUUCUAUGCACCCUCUAUAACUAGAGUUCAACAUUAUCAUUAUUAUACAGGCAAGAAAUUAACUGUUAUCUUCAAAUAUUGUGAUUUCUAGUUGCUAGAGACAUUGAAAUGCCUUCCUAUAGCAACAAAGAACCAACUUGAAGAUAGCAAGGUAAUAAAGGUGGUGAGAAAAUGGGCGUCGUCAUUCUGUCCGACUGUUGAAGCGGGGUCCAGCAGUGGACAGGAGUCACAUGGAAACAGUCCGGCAGAUUCAGAAUGUACGGCAGGAACAGAAGAUAAUGAUGACGAAAACCAGCAGUUAGCAAAAUCCAUUGAUGGAGAUAAGAAAGCUAUUGGUAGCCUUGUGCUAUUUGAACGGCAAAGCUCUAUCAAGGACCAAUCAGAUGAUGAAUCUUUGGAUGCAGAAGUGGCCAGUUUUAUUGUCGACAAGACUGUAGAUAGCAGGACUAUAAAGAACAAACUGCUGCCAGAGAACUUUGAGAAAUCCCCUGAUGACCUUUCAGAGGACGACCUCAGAUCUGAGGACGAGCGAUUGCCUGAAAGUGGCAUCGGACUAAAGGCGAAUGAGCUGUUGAAGUCAUGGAGUUCACUGAAGGUGAUGCCAUUUUGCCAACCAGAUACUUGUCAGAACAAGAUAUGUUUAUGUGUAAUAGUUUGUUGAGGGAGGGGAGGCGGGGUGAUUUUAAUUCCAUUUAAGUGGAGUCUUUGGCUUCAUUUCCUAAGUAACAACUUUCUUUGUCUCUCAUUUAACACAUCUAAAUUAACAACAACCAGAUACUCGAGGGAAAAAGGAUAUCUUAAAGCACGAUAGCCCAUUAAGGUUUCGUGUCUGUAGCCUAAAAGGGUAAGCGAGAGCAAAUUGGAACGUUCAUAGAAAUUUGUACAAGGAUACGAAGAGAGGGAAAAGGAAACCGAGAGAAUUUUCAAACACAAAGCUUAUUCAAGUACGGGUACCCAGUUGAUUUUCUACUCUGUUUUGCGUUUUACCAAAAAGGUUAUACGUUUUUAAAACACCGUGAGUUACAAGCUGGUGUGGUUGUUUGUAAAUCGUUCGAACUCGACUCAACAAACUAGAGCUUUACCUCAGACCCUUGAGCCAGAGUCUAACGCGUUAGAACUGGGGCAUUUUUUGCCUUGUUUUUGUUUGUAGGAAGUUUACCGAAUACCGAAGAAAACUGCAACUCCAGUAAGUAUUCUUAAAGUGACACUCGAAACAGUGGGCAUUUUUCCUCUCUGUGUUUUAUUUAUUUAUUUAUUUUGUAGUUUGUCUUCGCUUUACCUUUUUUUUUUUAAGCCGAUCGUUGAUGCAAAAGGAGAGGGUGAAACUCUCUUGCUGAAAAAAAGGGUGUAUUCUUAGUUAGCCAGAGUGUUGGUAUCAAAUUCCAUUUUGCUGCUUUUAACUUUUGCAAUUUGGUAGAUGGUCUUAAAUGUUGUUGUUGUUUGUUUGGCAUUCAAUUGCAUGAUCGUCUGAUUCUCUUUGUUCUCUUUGUUGAGGCCAAGCAAGACCGUGUUGCUGAGUUGUUAGUCGCAGCUAGCCCAGCAGGUAGGUAAACUCUGUUUUACAUGAUCUUGUUUAUUGCGUGAUUGAUCAGUUUUUUGACCAUGGAACCCUGAUAUAGUUACGCAUUUUCAUCAGAGAGUGGAUUUUGUGUAAACCAUGUGUGCGACAAAGUUUUUUUCAGAUUUCAUUUGUUGUUUCACGGGGGCGGGACAAAGAAAGAACUUAACUUCCCAUGAGGAUCAUCAUAAUUUGGAAAAACUGAUUGUUAAAAAGUGAUUAAUUUGAUGUUUUUUUAUAGGAAGUGGUGACGGUGAUCAUGCAAGGUGAGACAACAAAUUUAAUAAGAGAACAUAUAUCACUAAAAAGAACAGGUUUGAAGAAUUUCUACGUUGAGAAGAUGAAUUUUUAUAUCGUCUGGGAAAAUAAGGGUUACCAUUCCUAGAGCGCUUUUCGAUUGAGUGCCUCAAAACAAAACCAAAGUGAUUAUUAUGGAAAGAAGAAAGGAAAAUACCCUGAAGAGCCAAUGAAAACUCAGAGUAAAAACAAGCAAACCGCCCAAAGGGCAGGAAAAUGCGGGCGACCAAGUCGUGAUUGAUAGUAGUUUUGCAUCUGAUUGGUCGAGAGAGUGACGCGAGUUUUUCGGACCAAUCAUAGAGCAGAGUAGAGUAAAACCAGUACAAACCCAGAUUACUUUGGAGACUCAAUUAAAAGUUACUCUAUUAAUGGUCUUUGAAUCUCUGAUCUGAUCUAUGAUUGUAUUUCUGUAGGACUCCCAUUGAGAACAUCGGUUCUCCAGGAAAAUUAGAUGCCAUCAUGAAGAGUUUACAGGACUCUCCCAAACCCCUCUAUCCAUCUGAAUCCAGAACUCCGCCCGUUUCUCAGGGAUUCUCUACCUGUAGUGAAGACACUGAGAUGCCGCAAGACUCUUCGAGUGCUACCCCUCCGUCAAAAACUGGUGACUUCAGUGCUUUGGAAUUCGGAGAAGACGUGGAUACCCAAGCGGAUUCAACUCCUGAUAAAGGAGAAGGAACUCAUUCAAGUUCACGGGUGUCGGAUUCUGUUGAAGUUACUCAGAAACAAGAUUCGAAAUCACAGAACAUGAUGCAGACAUUCGGUUAUCAACAGCGCAUGAGCGUCAGUGUGGAGCAUGGGAUGGGCUCUUUCCAACAUAAACCCGGCCGCAGCAAAAAGAAAAAGAAAAAAUGGAAUCAGUUGCAGAACUUUUUUCAGCAACAGGGAAGAAAUCCUCAAGGAUUGGUAGAUAAAAACGCUGGGAACUUUAACGUGAAUCCUCAAACAAACUUAAGACCUCAGCAAGGUGCGGCAACGCAGUGGAGAGGUCAGUCGCAAAAUCCCCCUGCGACUUUCCAAAUGGGAAACCAAUUCUUCUGCAGCAGCGGACCAGCAGUUGGACAAGAUCAAGGACCACGGCCACAAAGUAUAGUUUCUGGAAGUUUUGUGGGAAAUUUCUCUCAACAACCUCCACCACUACCAAACUUUAAUGUACCUCCUCCUAAUAUGUCACCUAUGGAAUUUUUUCGCAAAGUUCCACCACCUAAUAUCCGUCCGCAGACUCAUCCAAUGAUUCCUCAGCAGCUACAGCCAAAUCCGCUUAUACCGCCACCACAGCAAGUACCUCCUCCACCCCUUCAGAGUAGUCAAUCGCAGUUCUUUUCACCCAGUCAACCUACCCCCUCUUACACUCGGCUUCCUCCUCCGCCACCUUUUCAAGCCAAUGUUACGACUCCACCAACAACACAGUUUUCACACUCCAACCCUAACCCUAUUCAACAGCAAUUUCCUCAAAGCAUCCAGGCUGCUUUUCCACCACAGCAGAAUCAGUUUCAAUUUAAUACACCCCCUCCAAACCUCAACAUCGCGGCCGCUGAACAGGGGAAUUCAGCUGGAAAUAUACCAGGGCCUCUGCAGCAGGUGACUGGUCCAACAGAAAGUGUACCACACCCCGAGUUGGGGUCGCUCUCUGUUCAAACUGGAGCUGUGACGACGUCGAUGUCAGAUGCCUUUGAAUGCAGAGAGGGCUUUCCUUCAGAUUCAGAACCGUGCACGCCAUCACCUGUGAAACACAAACCACCGGGGCAUCUCCCUCCACAUUGGAAAUCAGCCACCGAUAGCCAAGGAAAAGUUUACUACUAUCAUGCCCUAACAAGGUGAGGAAUCUUACUUGUUUGUUAGAAAUGUGGCUUUAUUAUUGCUCAAUGCCCACUGUGAAUUUGGGUUUUUUGUCAUACGAUAAAUGUGACGAGUUAGUUACUUCUAGGUCUUGGAAGUGUUAAUCAUCUAUUGGAAACUGAUUGUGUUGUUUUCUUCAGCAAGUAACAUCGCUAGAGCCGUUUGAUUUUCAUGAGAGAGUUAAAAGUGUGUCCCGGGCCCUUGGUCAGUGGCCGUGCUCCAGAUGUCUUCUUCCAUGUCUUGUUUUCUUGUAUUUUCUUUUUCGACCAUAAUUUUAUUCCUGGCGACUAUCGCCCAACAGCGUCUACGAAAAAAAAUUGAACUUGUCCAUUAGAGAAUUUCCUACGAAAUUCCAAUUUAUGAAGCUUUUACCAACGCAAUGAGAGUGGGUUUAUGUUGUUUCCCCUUCCACCCCCCCCCCCAACUCAGUGAUCCUCAUAUUUAACUUUCUUUCUUUUCGUAGGAAAACCCAGUGGGAUGUUCCAAGCUGGGACAGCAGCCCUUCAUCAGAGGAAGAACACCCUUAUGUUGUCCCAGAACCUGAUCAUACAAGUAUUUCUGCUCACAGCUACGUUGAUAUGGACGAGGUAAGGCAAACCAGCAACUUGAUUGUGGCAACUACUUCCUUGUCCACUCAGAAUGAAAUCUGAAGUCAACUCUUCUUGUUAUUCCUCCAGGAUUCACCACCAAAACCAAAAAUAAAGAAAUUAGCAAAGGCUCCUACAACACCUCCGGAGACCCCCCCUGAAAGCCCGACGCUUACCUAUACCACAGCUCCAGCAGAUACCACUGCACACAGGAGGGGGGAUUACUUGCUGAGAGAUGGUACCUCAAGCAGCUCCUCGUCACACCAGAGCAAGAACAGAGAGCUUUUUAGAAUGAAGGUCAGUUGAGUCCGUCUCGGUGGUGACGUUACCUUCCCAGAGCCUGUGAGGCCAGUGUUACGCCAUGGCCUCUUUCUCAACAUGUCACGCAAUUUUUAUCGGUUUCAGAACCAUAUUAUUCCUGUUGUUUUGCUCACCCAGGUAAAUUCUAACAUUGUUUCGGAUGUACUGUAUAUCUGUUUACUAACUGGUGUAUUUUCGUUUUCAAUAUUUCUCUCCGCAGCUUUCUAAUGUGGUCGUUAACUGCCUAAAUCCUUUCUUCAAAGUUGACUGUAAAUCAGGCAGGAUCCUGAAUACUGACGAUUUCAAGUAUUUGGCAAGGAAGGUGUGUGUUUCUCUCGCUGAACCUUUUAAUUCUUAAUUUAUUUUGUAGAAAUCAAGUCAGCGUUACUUCAGUCGGUAGUAUUUACAAAGUGAAUUAGAUCCAAUUUUGCAAGUCUGUGGAUGAAACUCUGGUCUACAGCGUCCAAAUGAAAAAUACUGAAAAUUGUCGCUGGCAUGGUAAUGUUUUAAUUUGCUCAACAAGGUGGUUCUAUCAGUCGCCGCGAACAGAGUAUUAAAGGGGGGGGGGGCUACAGAAAAGGGGGGAAUCGCUCGAAUACUACAGAGCCUAAGGGGGGGUCAGAUAAAUUUUAUUUCAAGUGUCUUCUUUCUGAAAUUAACUAUGCUGAGGAACGUUCUUUUCUUCCGCAGUUAACGCACGGAAUCCUGAAUAAGGAGAUGAGCCGCUUAAAAGAAGAUGACUCAUUGCAGUGCAAUGACUCUGUCAAAAUCAAAACAAAAGAGUACAUUAAGAACUAUAUGAAAAAGUUUGGAGCUGAAUAUAAGAGAUCCUAGUUAGUAAAAGACCUUAGUUUUACUUUGUACAUAUUAUUCUUAGCCGAGGAAACAGUCUUAAAAAAUGUUUCUAAUAUUAGUUAGGGUGUUAGUUUUAGCAAGCUUUGUAAGAGCGCUUUUCAAUUGAAUGUCGCCAAUGCAAGAUCAAAGAAUUGGCCUUGUAAUCUCAACGAACGAUGAGAACAAAUUGAAAUUUCUGAAAGGAGCCAGUGGGAUCUCAAAGUAAAACAACCAAUCAGAGGAAAGCGCGGGAAAACGUACGUUGCCAAGUCGCGAGUGGUGUUUAGCCUUGGAUCUGAUUGGUGGAGAGGAUGGUGCGAGUUUUCUUGACCAAUCGCAAAGGGUAUUUAAGCAAAGGAAAGGUAGUCUAGGUUUUAUACGUUGGACACUCAAUUGGAUUUUGCUCUUAACUUUUAGUUUGAUAUAGAUUAGUUCAAGAUAGUCUUAGCUUGUAUUUAGGCGUUAUUAACAUUUCAAAUUUCGGAGAAAAAUUGUAAAUACAAAGUUUUGUCGUUUCUGUUAUUUCAUUUACCAGGAUGUGAAAUAAUUUAUCUCCUUAAAUGCAUCCAUGUAAAAUACCUCAUUCGUUUGUUCGGACAGUUUUCUGCCGGUUGCUAUCUCUGUGCUCUUGUAAAUGUAUUGCGUUUGUUUUUGAUGUCGGUGCUGUGCGUUUUUCCUUGAAAUGUAGCGCUAACUUUGGGGAUAAGUAGAGAUAGGAGCGAAUCCGUCUCCUUUACUAGUUUGUAAAUUAUUUGGCACGACUCUAUCUUUACCUUUUAAAGUUCUGCUGUCGCUGUGUUUGUCUGUCACUUUGCUGUUUGACCAUUCAAAUGAAAGCUACGGAGAAGCCCUUUCAUGUGGGACUGUUUAUUCUGCUGUCAAAGAGUUGUAGUACAGUCGUUGUAAACCUUGUUUUAUUCUCCAACGUGUUUCUUCUAGUUGUCGUAGACUUCUCCAGGGAUUUUUAUUUGUAAACACUACACGCCGGUAUUUAUAAGCCAUGGUUAGCGGCCAUGCGUGGGUCAAACACUGUAAAGGCCUAGCCGGAUUUACGAACAGGAACUGGAGAAGUUGUAGAAAAGUUUU
Messenger RNA from Pocillopora meandrina, 10663 nucleotides. The record is from the annotation of a GenBank genome assembly. Lineage: Eukaryota; Metazoa; Cnidaria; Anthozoa; Scleractinia; Pocilloporidae.